ACAACAACAACUACAUUAUUUAUUUACAUUUGACGUGAUUUUUCUCGUGUUUCAUUUUUGUAAUUCUCCUAUUUUUAAAUACUUUUAUUUCACCAUUUUACAAAUAUGAAAUCCCACAAAUCAACACUACAAUCUGUUCUCUCCGCCGUAUUGAAAGUUAUUCGUGUAUAUGAAUGGCUUUUGAAUCUGUAUGUUUUGGAUUUCUUUGUUGAUAAUCAUUGGGAAAAAUUGCCAACAAGCUGGCGGGAGAUAUUUCAAAACAUAGAUCCACAGGUCCUUGGAGAUAUUAUAUCAGGAAAUCAUAACAAUUAUGUGUUACCUCUAUCAUUCCUCUCAUUGUUGAAAACUGUACAGACAUAUAGUUUGCCGAGAACCAGUAUUUAUAAUUAUGAAUCUUUUAAAGAAAUCCACAGUAUACAUGAUAGUUGCAGAGGUCAUCCAAGAUUGAAAAAUCUUUUCUUGAAACAUGUAAAAUUGAAAAAGAGGCAUGAAGUGACUCUUAUGGCAGAAAUUGUACAUCACACAGCUUCACAAGUGAAAUGUGAUGCUGUAGUUGACUUUGGUUCAGGGUUGGGACAUUUGGUUAGACUGCUUGCAUACAAAUAUGAUCUCUAUGCUGCUGGUAUUGAGUGUCAAUCUCAAUUAACACAGGAUGCUAGAAAACAAGACUGGGAACUUGAAUAUACAGCCAAAAAGUAUUUGUCAACUGAAAGUGCAAUUAAAUUGCGCCGUCCCAUUCAUUUUGAUAUUAUUCUAAAUAAUAUCAGUCAGUUAGAUCAUUUAGUGUUGCCAGAUACAAUGGAUAACUAUGGUUUAAUAGGACUACAUCCAUGUGGUGAUUUGGGCCCAUUGCUUUUGAAACACUUUGUUAGUAGUAACAAAGUGAGGUUUAUAUGUGUGGUGGGAUGUUGUUACAUGAAGCUGACAUGUGAGGGUGCUGACAGAGGGUACCCGAUGAGCAAGUACCUUACUGGUUUAGACAGCGGUUUGUCUUAUGCUAGCAGGGAGAUUUCGUGUCAUUCUAUUGAUACUUAUUGUGAUAGACUAAAAAAUGGACAUUAUGAGGAUUUGAAGAUACAUGCAUACAGAGCAGCGCUAGAAAGAAUAUUGGUGGAGCAUGACCCUAAGUUACGACACGCCCAAGUCAGGAGUAUCAAGAAUUCUGACAACAUGACAUUUCAAAGAUACUGCACAUUAGCCGUGGAGCGACUGGAGCUCCCUCUACCGACGUGUGCGAGCACGUGGUCACGUGGCGAGGCAGACUUGCAGCAAUGGCGGCGCGUGGUGACCGUGUAUACACUGCGACUGCUACUGGCCCCGCUCGUCGAGACCGUCAUACUACUCGACAGAAUACUCUUUGUUAUUGAAAAUGGUUUCUCGUGCAAUAUCCGGCCAGUAUUCGACCCGAAAAUAUCGCCCAGAAACCACAUCAUAGUUGCAAAGAGAAUGUAAUACAGAUUAUUAAAACAUAAACAUUGUUUUUUUUUAUCGUACCAAUCGUUUAAGCUAUUAGUAACUAAUUUAUAUAUCUAAAUAAUUGAUGUUUUGUUUAAUUGAGAGUGUGAUCAUACCGAGGCACUGGAAUUUUAAGUAUAUUAACUUUAAUAUACAUGUAGGUUUUUGUAUCCAUCUGGAGUUGUUUAGUCUUACAAAAAAUAUUCAGUAAUAUUUUUCAGUUCGUGAUCUAUUUUAAUUAAAAAAAAAAUAAUAGCCCAGGAUAAUUGACACAGCACUAUGUAGUCUCAAAUUAAGAGCUUAUAUAAUACCAAACCAAUACUAAUGAUGUUUAUAUCAUACGAGAGUCAAACCCUAAACUGAAAUCAGGGGUGUGCUAAACCACUAGAUAACUGAAGGCGCCAAUGGAUAACUCUUGGCACAGAUUAGUGGCAAACUUAAUAUUUUUCAUUAUUAUAAAAAUAAACUUACUCUACUUGUCUUUUAAAAUAUUGCAAAUACUUUUUAAAGCCCUGUGUAAUAGUCAUAAUAAACUGUGGUAUUGUUUGUAUAGAAAAAGUAAGAAUAAUUAGGCCGUAGUACGUAAAAGGUGUUAUG
Achroia grisella is the source of this 2052-nucleotide messenger RNA. RefSeq names its product methyltransferase-like protein 25B. The coding region runs from base 106 to 1452 and encodes 448 amino acids. NCBI's taxonomy places the organism in Eukaryota, Metazoa, Arthropoda, Insecta, Lepidoptera, Pyralidae. The transcript is spliced from 6 exons. Gene Ontology annotation, molecular function: S-adenosylmethionine-dependent methyltransferase activity. The record is from RefSeq and is a predicted model, not a curated record.